This is a messenger RNA of Alligator sinensis (Chinese alligator), 3092 nucleotides long. RefSeq names its product peptidase domain containing associated with muscle regeneration 1 (gene PAMR1). The record is from RefSeq and is a predicted model, not a curated record. Bases 262 to 2583 code for a protein of 773 amino acids. Gene Ontology annotation, molecular function: serine-type endopeptidase activity; calcium ion binding. The transcript is spliced from 13 exons. NCBI's taxonomy places the organism in Eukaryota, Metazoa, Chordata, Crocodylia, Alligatoridae. Gene Ontology annotation, cellular component: extracellular region. Gene Ontology annotation, biological process: proteolysis; complement activation.
CUCUGGUGAUGAUGGGGGCGAGCCGAGGUCUGAAAUCCGAGAUCCCUCGCAGCCUGGACUUGGUGAGGUCCCAGUAAAAGCUGCUUGUCUGCUUUCCUUCCCUGAGCAGUCACCCGAUUGCACUGGCCUGGGCAACAUGGAGCUAGCCCCCUGGACGCACAUAGGACUUACACUCCUCCAGCUCCUUCUCAUCUCCUGCCUGCCAAGAGGUACUAGUACACAGUGAUCAAUGAAAACUGUCCUGGAGCUGAAUGGAAUAUCAUGUGCCGGGAGUGCUGUGAAUAUGACCAGAUCCAAUGUGUCUGUCCAGGACAGAAGGAAACAGUGGGCUAUACCAUUCCCUGCUGCAGGAAUGAGGAAAAUGAAUGCGACUCUUGUUUAAUCCACCCAGGUUGCACCAUUUUUGAGAACUGCAAGUCCUGCCACAACGGCUCCUGGGGUGGAACGCUAGAUGACUUCUACAUCAAGGGGAUCUACUGUGCAGAAUGCAGAGCAGGCUGGUACGGAGGGGACUGCAUGCGAUGUGGGCAGAUUCUUCGGACUUCCAAGGGUCAAAUUAUGUUGGAGAGCUACCCAUUGAAUGCACGCUGUGAAUGGACUAUACAUGUUAAGCCUGGGUUUGUUGUUCAGUUAAGGUUUGCUAUGCUGAGCCUGGAGUUUGACUACAUGUGCCAGUAUGAUUAUGUGGAAAUCCGUGAUGGGGACAAUAUAGAUAGCCAGAUAAUUAAGCGAUUCUGUGGCAAUGACAGGCCUCCCCCUAUCUGGAGCAGUGGACAUUCUCUUCAUGUUCUUUUCCAGUCAGAUGGAUCCAAGAAUUUUGAUGGAUUUCAUGCCGUCUUUGAAGAAAUUACAGAAAGAAGUGAUGUGGGGCAGGAGGUGGACGUCAAGAAGGAAGGAGUUGCACAUCCUAAGAAGAUCUUCCUUUCAGCAGCUUGUUCUUCAUCCCCAUGUUUACAUGAUGGAACAUGUAUUCUCGAUAAAGCUGGUGCCUAUAAGUGUGCCUGUUUGGCUGGUUACACUGGGAAUCGCUGUGAAAGCUUAGAUUUUUUUGAAAUAUCUGAACUGUCAGUGGUGAUGUGUAGGACUCCAGGUGCUCCUGCUAAUGGUACUGUGGAAGGAGAUGACUUUAAAUACGGGGCCCAGGUUUACUUCAAGUGCAACGCAGGUUACAACUUAAAUGGCACCCAUGUUGCCUAUUGUCAGCUUGAUGGGAGUUGGUCAACACAUCAUCCUGAAUGUGUUCUGGAAGAAAAAAACUGCUCAGACCCUGGUGGCCCACUCAAUGGUUACAGAAAAGUAGUAGAAGACACGGGGCGUAUGAAUGGACGCUAUGCAAAAAUUGGCACAGUCAUGGCUUUCUUUUGUAACAACUCAUAUGUUCUUAGUGGGAAUGAGCAGAGGACCUGCCAGGACAAUGGAGUGUGGUCAGGGAAACAGCCGAUCUGCAUAAAAGCCUGCCGAGAGCCAAAGAUCUCUGACCUGGUGAGACAGAGAGUGCUUCCAAUGCAGGUUCAGUCAAGGGAGACACCUUUGCAUCAGCUCUACUCAUCUGCAUUCACCAAACAGAAGCUUGAAAUCUAUCCAACCAAGAAGCCAGCACUUCCAUUUGGAGACCUGCCUCCAGGGUACCAACAUCUGCAUACUCAGCUUCAAUAUGAAUGCAUUUCUUCUUUCUAUCGCCGCCUGGGAAGUAGCAGGAGGACUUGCCUGAAGACAGGAAAAUGGAGUGGGAGAGCCCCUAUAUGUAUUCCAAUCUGUGGAAAAACUGAAAAUGUCACUCUUCAGAAGACUUCAUCUAUCAGGUGGCCAUGGCAAGUUGCCAUUUACCGGAAAGCCAAUGGAGUAAAGGAGAGCAACAUUCGGAAGGGAACAUGGAUCCUGAUCUGCAGUGGAGCCCUGGUAAAUGAGCGCACUGUGGUUGUAGCAGCACACUGUGUCACUGAUUUAGGGAAGACCAUUGUCAUCAAGACAGCAGAACUUAAAGUUGUCCUGGGGAAAUUCUACAGGGAUGAUGACCGAGAUGAGAAGACCAUCCAAAACUUACGGAUUUCUGCCAUCAUAGUGCAUCCAAACUACGACCCUAUAUUGCUUGAUACUGACAUAGCCAUCAUAAAACUCUUGGACAAAGCCAAAAUCAGUAGCCGCGUUCAACCAAUUUGCCUGGCAUCUGCUCAUGACUUGGCCUCAUCCAUGGAGGAUCUAAAAAUAAUGAUUUCUGGCUGGAAAAUAUUGGCUGAUAUUAGAGAUCCCAGCUACAAGAAUGACACAAUCCGCAUGGGAGCUGUUCAGAUUGUGGACUCACUGUUGUGUGAACAGCAGUAUGAGGAUCAUGGAAUCCAGGUCAGCAUCACUGAGAGCAUGUUCUGUGCCCAGCAGGACCACACAGCUUUUUCUAAUAUUUGCCCUGCUGAGACUGGAGGGAUUGCAGCCAUCACUUUGCCAGGAAAAGAAUCUCCUGAAUUAAGGUGGCACCUGAUGGGAUUAGUGAGCUGGGGCUAUGAUAAAACUUGUAGCCUAGAACUCUACAGUGGCUACACUAAAGCUGUUCCAUUCAAAGACUGGAUUGAGAAGAACAUGAAAUAAAAAGUAUAGGUGGAAAGGGCUUUUGAUAAGUGUAGUAGCAUCUCUCACAGUCUCUGCUGCUUUAGGCUUUUCAUCCCACCGGUGAGCCACAUCUGGGAUAAAGUUAAGACAGACGCCCUGACAAUUUGUCAUAGGAUCAGCUGUUCACUGAGGCUACUUAACUAACAAUGUAGGCUCUUUCUUUGUGAGAGAAGGGUUUGAUAUAUUUCAGCUUUCCUAUCUCCCUUGAUGGAAAGAUGGUGCUCAGCUAAACUCAGCUCAGCUCCUGAUACCUGUAGGCGGGAUGGCCAGUACUGGCUGAAUCUGUCUGUGGUUUAUAAUCACCUGGAUCAGGGGAUCUGUGAGAGUUUCACAACGGAUCAUAAGUGUGAGAAAAUUAGGAGGUUGGAAAGAGUAGCCUGGAAUAACGGGUGAGUUUGUUAUGGUAUAUGCUGUCUGUAUUGCCAUAGUAUGAUAUAUUCUUUUUCCCUCCUAAGUACUUUACACAUUUAAAUAAACAAAGGUUGUUU